Molecule: messenger RNA, 2079 nt
Organism: Nomia melanderi (Alkali bee)
Lineage: Eukaryota; Metazoa; Arthropoda; Insecta; Hymenoptera; Halictidae
Gene: Nasp
Product: Nuclear autoantigenic sperm protein
Biological process (GO): CENP-A containing chromatin assembly; DNA replication-dependent chromatin assembly
Cellular component (GO): nucleoplasm
Molecular function (GO): histone binding
Source: RefSeq, a predicted model, not a curated record
GCCUCGUUUCUGUGUGCUUGACGCUCGCACAAGUGUACGCGUGCCGGUAAUAAACCGUUGUUUGGCAUAACGGUCGUUCCAUUCGAUCUUCCUCGCUCUUUAUAUAUAAAUUUUACGUUCUAACUAUUAAAUCAAACAUCGUGUGGAACGAGAUUACCUGUACGAAACUCUAAGGAAACAGUGAAAGUGUGUCUAUCGUUAAGAAAGCGUCAAACCCCCAGUAAAUCCAACAAAUUCAAGAUGGCUGACGUCGCCGAGAAUGCAGCGUUCACCGACCCGGCAACUGCGAUCUCCCACGGGAAACGGCACUUGUUAGUGCGGGAUUACACCAUGGCUGUGGCCGCGUUGGCGCAAGCCUGCCAGCUGCUGGCCGAAAAGCACGGGGACACCGCGGACGAGCUGGGCGAGCCUUAUCUCCUCUACGGUCGCGCCCUUCUCGGUUUGGCCAGAGAGGAAGCCGGAGUGUUGGGUGGCGCGGUGCCAGGAUCAGAGGAAGCGGAGGAGGACGAGGACGAAGAUGAAGAGGAGGCCGAGGACGAGAAGCUGAGUAACGUGGACGAGAAAGACGAAGAGGAGGACGACGACGCUGGUGCUGCCGAGGGAAAAGAGCAAGAGGAGGCCAAGCCAGAGAAAUCGAAACCGGAGGAAUCCGCGAAAGCGGAAGAACCAAAGAAAACAGACACAGAGGAAGUAACUAAGCCAGAAUCGGAGAAAAAGGAGGAGAAGGCAGAGGCCAGUGGCGAGAAACAGGAACCGGAGAAGUCGGAUUCGAAUAAGACCGACGACAGCAAAGCCACGGAACAGAAGCAAAAGGAAGAGGAAGAGAAGCCUGCGGCUGGCUCUAGUAAAGAGACGAAUCACGCCAAUGGACCAUCCAGUUCUAGCGAACAGAAUGGUGAUGUGAAGAAGAACGCGGAGGAUGAUUCCGAGGACAUUGGGAAGGAGGAUGAAGAAGAUGAAGUUAAUAAUUUACAGGUAGCCUGGGAGGUCCUGGAGUUAGCGAAGCUGGUGUUACUGAAGCGAGGGGAGCCCGGUUGGAAGCUUCUAGCUGAUGCUUAUCGGCUUUUAGGGGAAGUAGCCAUGGAAGGAGGGAACUUCCAAGGUGCUCUGAACGAUCUGCACAAGUGUCUGGAGCUUCUGCAACAGAUUGAGCCACGGGAACCGAGGGCGAUAGCGGAGAUCCAUUAUCAGCUCGCGCUGGCUCAUUCCCUGGGCAACGAGUUCGAUUCUAGCAUAGACGAAUUCAACAAAGCCACAGAGCUGUUAGAGGCACGCAUCAAAGAGCUGGAAGAGAUGAAAGAACCACCGAAAACCGAGGAUUCCUUCUACACCGUCGAGGGAGAGAUCCAGGAGCUGAAAGAACUGCUGCCGGAGAUCAGGGAAAAGAUCUCCGACAUGAAAGAUUUCAAGCAGGACGCUUGCAAACUGGUGAUAGAGCGUAUUAAAAUUAAAGUUGCUGGCGGAUGUUCGAAUGGAGCCGGUCCAAGCGGUAGUGAUUCAGGUUCCACGCCAAAAAUUCAAAAGCCGGCGAGUGAUAUAUCGCACCUGGUGCGCAAGAAGCGGAAAGCCGAUGAACCGGAAACGGAGACCGCGUCGCCGUGCAAAAAGCCAACGCCGGAAAAAGCCGUUUGAAGACUGGUUCGGUGCAUUUUGGAACACUCUUGAUCGUUACUUUGUUUCGAGGGGUGAUCUACUAAAAACUGUACCACUCUGAAAAUUUGAAGAGUUGGACCAAGAUAGGGUUAAAAUGCUGCAUUCAGCGCGAAAGAACGAUUCGAUCAUGUGAAAGAUAUUUUAACGCAAAGUAGACUGGAAUCGCUCUCAGACUUUUCGUUCCUUUCUUUUUUAUUCGAUGAUUAUACUCACCAUUGUGUUUUACUUUAUCCUUUUCAUUAAUGCCUGUUUAUUUAUUUUACCUAAUAAGUGUCUCGACAGUGAAGACAAGCUAUGAAUUACUGUCCAAAUGGAAUUAAACUCUUAUCUUUCUUAGGAUUUCAAUAUCAAGGAGUAAGGUUGUUCUUGUAUAAAUCUGAUUAAUAAACGUUAAAUGAUGAUUUUUUCUAAAUGUUCAGAAAAGAG